GAAUAGGCGGAGCUUCCGGUUCCGGCGGGGGCCGUCCUUAGCGGCGGAGAUGGCGGCGACAGCAGCCGAGGCUGUGGCCUCGGGCUCUGGAGGGCCUCGGGAAGAGGCUGAAGCCCCCGGCCCCACCUGGGAUGAAUCCCAGUUGCGCAGUUACAGUUUCCCCACCAGACCCAUCCCGCGUCUGAGUCAGAGCGACCCCCGGGCGGAGGAGCUGAUCGAAAAUGAGGAGCCCGUGGUGCUGACUGACACAAAUCUUGUGUAUCCUGCCCUGAAAUGGGACCUUGAAUACCUGCAAGAGAAUAUUGGUAAUGGAGACUUCUCUGUGUACAGUGCUAGCACCCAUAAGUUCUUGUACUAUGAUGAGAAGAAGAUGGCUAAUUUCCAGAACUUUAAGCCGAGGUCCAAUAGGGAGGAAAUGAAAUUUCAUGAGUUUGUUCAGAAAUUGCAGGAUAUACAGCAGCGAGGAGGGGAAGAGAGGUUGUAUCUGCAGCAAACACUCAAUGAUACCGUGGGCAGGAAGAUUGUCAUGGACUUCUUGGGUUUUAACUGGAACUGGAUUAAUAAACAACAAGGAAAGCGUGGCUGGGGGCAGCUGACCUCUAACCUGCUGCUCAUUGGCAUGGAAGGAAAUGUGACACCUGCUCACUAUGAUGAGCAACAAAAUUUCUUUGCUCAGAUAAAAGGCUACAAACGAUGCAUCUUAUUCCCUCCAGAUCAGUUUGAGUGCCUCUACCCAUACCCUGUCCAUCACCCAUGUGACAGACAGAGCCAGGUGGACUUUGACAAUCCUGACUAUGAGAGAUUCCCUAAUUUCCAAAACGUGGUUGGUUAUGAAACAGUGGUUGGCCCUGGUGAUGUUCUUUACAUCCCAAUGUACUGGUGGCAUCAUAUAGAGUCAUUACUAAAUGGGGGGAUUACCAUCACUGUGAACUUCUGGUAUAAGGGGGCUCCCACCCCUAAGAGAAUUGAAUAUCCUCUCAAAGCUCAUCAGAAAGUGGCCAUAAUGAGAAACAUUGAGAAGAUGCUUGGAGAGGCCUUGGGGAACCCACAAGAGGUGGGGCCCUUGUUGAACACAAUGAUCAAGGGCCGAUACAACUAGCCUGCCAGGAGUCACGGCCUCCUGCCAGGUGACUGCUAUCCCGUCCACACCGCUUCAUUGAUGAGGACAGGAGACUCCAAGCACUAGUAUUGCACGCUGCACUUAAUGGACUGGACUCUUGCCAUGGCCCUGGAGGCAGGUGUUUGGGGCGAGGCAGGGCGGUUGGCACUCCACUCCCAUUUGGAGGGGUUUCUUACUCUUGCCUCUUGUGCCCCGGCACCUUCCCUCUGCCCACCUCCCCACCCCCCAAGUCCUGCAUUCAGUGUUUGGAGUCCCAGCUUUUGGUUGUCAUCAUGUCUGUGUGUGAGUCUGUCAACCUUGGGAUGGGUGCACGUGUAUACACGCACACACAUGUAUGUAUCUAUUCCUUGUCCUCACCUUCUGGGUCAGGGUGUCACUUCUGGCUCUCAGCCCUCUCUCCUGCAACCUCAGUGCCUCAGCCUGAGUGAAAGGAGAUGGUCUUGGACCCCCACUCCAUCUGGGCUGCAGGGCCAGAGCUAGUCUGACCAUUAGGUCAGUCUGCCUCCAUCCAAUUUUUGCAUAGUCAAGCUCUAGGCUGGGUGGGAAUGGCUCCUGGGACUCUAAUGGGGAGAAUGAGAGGGAGGCUUGCCUUUGAGAGCCUAAAUAGCCUUCCUGUGAAAGAAAGGAUUAGAUAGGAUUCCUGCUGGGACCUACAAGCUCAAGCCAUACAUAGAAAGGACCUUGGGACAUAAGAACCGAGGAUUGUGCAUGAGUUCUGAGUUAAAUACACAUACAAUUUCUCUUUCAGCACCAACUCUUGCCCUGGUGCUGGGUGCCAAGGGAAUUCUAGCUGUGGCUUCUCAAAGUUCUAGGGAUGUAAGCCUCUGUGGGGGUGUGUUUGUUUGUUUGUGUGUGUGUGUGUGUGUGUGUGUGUGUGUGUGUGUGUUUGUCCACACUGGCCAGCCUCCCUGCUUACUAAGGUUCCCCACUGUUUACCUUGUCCAGUGGGGCAGUACAGUGUGAGCCCCAGGAAGUACUGCCUGACCUAAAGCUGUUUAACUUGGAUUUUAGCCAUCAUAUGUUGGUCAGGUCUCACAGCACCCUGCCUGAGGCUGACUGGCUAGAGCCUCUGGGCCCUAUGACAAUUCCUGCCCAGGCCACAUCCUCUACUUCUACUGAGCUUCCUGGCUGAGUAGAUGAAAUGGGUCGAGCUUAGGCAGCUAACUCACUACCUGUCAUCCACCUCAGGGCAAGGGCAAAAUUGUAGCCUUGCCAUUUAAAGCCAGCGCCUCUGCCAGACCCUAUUGUAAUAAUAUUCCACAACACCCUCAAUAGUCAGGGCAACCGGUAGAGCAUGGAAGUAGAAUUUCCUUUUCUGUUAGUAGCUACUCAUGGGAACCCCUCUCAGGGCUGCAGCUUAUAGCUGGGCAGUUGUGUAUUGCACAACUUGAAGGGCCAUCAUUUACAUUUAUUCAGUGGGAACCUGGGAUUGGGUGGUGUAGUGGCCCUAUGUCUACUUAUCUCCACUCCAGUCUCCAUCCACUUCUCUCUGGAAGGAAAAAGGAGUUAGAAGGUCUUUGGUUUAUUUUUCCUACACCUUUUUUUUUUUGCCUAAGGUUUACUUCCAGUGUUCGAGCUAUGGCUCUCCUCCCCGAAGCUCAGUUUAUAGUGCACUGAUGGACUGAGAGGAUGUGUGUGUAUGCCUGUGCAUGCCCAUGUGUGUAUUUUGGGAAGGGGUGUUUAUUUUUAGUACCCCUUUCUGGGGUCCUCUGAUGCAGUGUGAGUGUGAAGACAUGAUUCUCUUCUCAAGUUAGCUCUUUCAAUAUAGUCAGUGCUGGGAAA
This is a messenger RNA of Microcebus murinus (gray mouse lemur), 2902 nucleotides long. RefSeq names its product hypoxia inducible factor 1 subunit alpha inhibitor (gene HIF1AN). The record is from RefSeq and is a predicted model, not a curated record. NCBI's taxonomy places the organism in Eukaryota, Metazoa, Chordata, Mammalia, Primates, Cheirogaleidae. Gene Ontology annotation, biological process: negative regulation of Notch signaling pathway. Gene Ontology annotation, cellular component: nucleus; cytoplasm. Gene Ontology annotation, molecular function: ankyrin repeat binding; [protein]-asparagine 3-dioxygenase activity; peptidyl-histidine dioxygenase activity.